CCUCAGUCUGGUGUCAGAACAUAUCUCGGCUACAACCCACAAUUCUCUCUCAUAUCAUCAAGGGAAACUACUGCAUAACAGCCUAUCCUCAUCAUCAAUAGCCUCUAUUUCCUAAUGUCUGUUGAAAGCUGUUCUUCCGCUGAUUCCGGCUCGGCCACCGCCGUAGCUACUCCUGAACCCGAAGUGAUCCUAUCAGUCGGCUCACGCAAGACCGUCAGUCAAGAAAAAUGCCUCGCAACCAUUUCAUCCGUUCAGCAAACACCAUUCACGAUUGGUCCAUGUUCAGCGACUUUCACAACUCCGAAACGCAAAGGACGCUAUAUCCUCAGCACCGAGAAUACCCUGAAGAAUAGCCUCCUUAUGUCCGUCGGGUAUCUAGAACUCGCCAAUGCAGGAGAUUUUGCCGCAAAUGUGUGGAACGACGUUCCUCCGCCAAAAUUUGCAAUAGUUUUGAUGGCUAUCGGGGGUACACUCGCGCUCUCUAUACCUUAUUUUGCGUUCAAAGAUGCUUGUAGCAGUUGGGCGAACAUUCGGCUACUUCGGAGAGAACGGAUACGAAUUCGAGCCACAACCAAGAAGGGCUCAUCUGACGAAGAAACACAACUUUCUAUCAGCGAGCAACAUUCUCAACGAGUCCUCCUCGAUAUGACGCGUAGAGAGCUAGGAUCCGAAAUUGUUGACCGUCUAGGGAUGGAGAUCUUGAUGGGCUGUGGCGCUCUGCUCGUCGGUGUUGGGACACUCAUGGCUAUUGGUGGAGCAGAUCCAGAAGUUUUUAUUGCAAGCAAUCUUUUAUCUGGGUACGUGGGAAACUCAUGGGCAGCUAGCUACUCCAUUGUCAACGCGGCUUGGUCCAUCUUCAUUUGGAUUCGAGCACACCGCCACGGCCGUGCAGCUUCUCGCUUCCUCCCCGUAGAUGUCAACAACAGCUUGGUUCAACCUCGCCUUGGAUCCAUACAGAUGCAUUCAAUCAUCAACGGCGCUACCGGGCUUAUCGCUGGAGCUGCGUCACUUCUCACAGCUACGCUAUGGUGGGGAUAUGUAGUUCUGGCCCCUUGUAUUAUUUCCAUGAUCUGGUGCAAUUAUUAUUGGCGACAUACGAUAGGGUACGAUCGACCUAUUAUCCAACAUCUUCCAAAUCCCUUGAACUGGGCUGAAAUAGUUGGCGAACUCGGGUUUAUCGAACACACUCGAAUAAUUUUAACAGAUGAGGCAUUGCAAUUACCGUCUAGCGAUUUGCCGACCGCCAUUCUUGGUCUACGAUCGCUUCCCUCGAUUAUCGAUUUUAUCGUAAGAAACGAUCUUUUUGAAGAUUUCUCCCGCCGAAUUCUUCAAGACGAGUCUUUGGCAUCGAGCUUGAUCGUUAUUUCCGAUGGAAACUCAGCGGUCAUCGCCUCUGACGCGAUCUUAACGGCGAACGAGGAGCAAGCGAGACAAGUGACAGAAAUUGCACAUACUUGUAUCCGAGUUGCUGGUCCUCGGCAUUUGGUAUAUAGACAAAGAUAUUUAUUAGACAUCCUGGGGAGUGCACUCUGUCAUGAAAGCAAUUCAUGA
Talaromyces proteolyticus is the source of this 1551-nucleotide messenger RNA. RefSeq lists its product as uncharacterized. NCBI's taxonomy places the organism in Eukaryota, Fungi, Ascomycota, Eurotiomycetes, Eurotiales, Trichocomaceae. The coding region runs from base 115 to 1551 and encodes 478 amino acids. The record is from RefSeq and is a predicted model, not a curated record. The transcript has a single exon.